Messenger RNA from Penicillium angulare, 420 nucleotides. RefSeq lists its product as uncharacterized. The record is from RefSeq and is a predicted model, not a curated record. Bases 1 to 420 code for a protein of 139 amino acids. The transcript has 3 exons. NCBI's taxonomy places the organism in Eukaryota, Fungi, Ascomycota, Eurotiomycetes, Eurotiales, Aspergillaceae.
AUGAAAAAGCACAAGAUUCUGUUCUGCGUGCAACUCUCAAUCGAAAUUUCAAGCGUCUGUGACAGUAGCCCUGUGUCACCGGCCAGUGAAGCUGGCGAAGAUUGUGCUUUUGAAUACGAAGUCCAAUCACCAGGUUCACCACGGGAUGGUGGUCAUGUGGCGACAGAGGAGGCCAAAAAUGCCGACUGGGACCAUGCAUCUCCAAGCUUGGUAUUGAACGGCAUAGAUGAUUUGCAGCGAGAUACCUCUGAUGUAUCAAUCGCAUUGGUGGGCACGUUUAUUAGAGAGCUGAUGGAUAAGAAGUUCGGACAACAAGAUCCCUGGAAUGGUAAAAUACAGAGGUAUAUGGAAGAUGCUUGGGAGACACAUCACAAGAUAGACCUACUGAAAAAGCAGGUAGCGGCUUUGCAGGCGAAGUGA